Molecule: messenger RNA, 2357 nt
Organism: Dromiciops gliroides (monito del monte)
Lineage: Eukaryota; Metazoa; Chordata; Mammalia; Microbiotheria; Microbiotheriidae
Gene: TACSTD2
Product: tumor associated calcium signal transducer 2
Exons: 1
Coding region: 65-997 (310 amino acids)
Biological process (GO): positive regulation of stem cell differentiation
Cellular component (GO): nucleus; membrane
Source: RefSeq, a predicted model, not a curated record
CAGCACCAGCCCCGCACCUGCUACCCCUUCUCCUCCCUUCCUGGGUCUCCCAUCCUCGCCCAGCAUGGCGCACCCGCUCGGGCUGGCGUUGCUCCUGGCGGCAGCGAUCGGCUGGACAGCGACCCAGAACUGCACCUGCCCCACCAACAGGUGGACGAUCUGCAACCCGUCGGGCCCCGGGGGCGCUUGUCAGUGCACGGUCCUGGGCUCGGGCCACGUGGCGGACUGCGGCACUCUGACCUCCAAGUGCCUGCUCCUGAAGGCGCGCAUGAGCCCGCACAAGGGCCGCAAGCUGAUCAAGCCCCCCGAGCACGCCGUGGUGGACAACGACGGCCUCUACCACCCGGACUGCGACAGCUCGGGCCGCUUCAAGGCGCGCCAGUGCAACCAGAGCUCCGAGUGCUGGUGCGUGAACUCGGUGGGCGUGCGGCGCACCGACAAGGGGGACCAGACGCUGCGGUGCGACGAGCUGGUGCGCACCAGCUACAUCCUCAUUAACCUGCGGCACCAGGAGCGCGCGCGGCCCUUCAACCACUCGGACCUCAGCCGCGCCCUGAGGCGCCUCUUCCAGGAGCGCUACCAGCUGAGCCCCCGGUACGUGACGGCCGUGGAGUACGAGCGCCCCACCAUCCAGAUCGAGCUGCAGCAGAACGCCUCCCAGAAGGCCCGCGGGGACGUGGACAUCGCCGACGUGGCCUACUACUUCGAGAGGGACGUCAAGGGCGACUCUGUCUUUCACAACGCGCCCCUCGGCCUCGAGGUCAGAGGGGAGCCCGUGCACGUGGAGGACACGAUGAUUUACUACGUGGACGAGAAGCCCCCCCAGUUCUCCAUGAAGAGGAUGACGGCCGGGCUGAUAGCCGUCAUCGUGGUGGUGGCCCUGGCCAUUGUGGCCGGCAUCGUAGUCCUGGUCGUGAGCAACAAGAGGAAGUCGGGAAAGUAUGAGAAGGUGGAGAUCAAGGAGAUGGGCGAGAUGAACAAGCAGCUCAACUUGUAAGGACGAGACUCCUGUGCUAGGACGCCGGGGAGGGGAGGGGAGGAGGGAUAGGAGUUUUCAUGUGAAAGGGCCUCCCUCUGGACCAGAAGCUGGGGCCCGGGAUCCUGGGCUCUCUACCUUCUUGGCUGGACUGAGACUUUCCCUGCCAUCCUUCCCCUAAAAGAAUCCUAGAGCUGGAAGGGAAUCUAGUUCAACUUCUCUUUUUAUAUAUGGAAGAAACUGAGGACCAGGAAGACACGACAAGGUCCGUGCAGCUCUAACGUUUAUGUUCCAAGGUUCAUCGGAGCCCUGACAGUCUGUUUCAUGUUCCAACGUCCCUUUCACCGCUAACAUUAAGUUCUGUGUUCCCUUUCAGCGCUGACAGUCUGUGUUGUUACUCUAACAGCAUCAGUUCUAAAGUGCCUUCUGUCACUUAAGUUCUGUUCCUCGUAGGAUUCUCUGUUCUAAGGUUCCUUCCUUACAACGCUAGAGUUCUACUUAGAGGUACGAUUAGGACUGAAGCCUGUGCCUUCCUUUUCCUAGUCUCAGCCUUUUCCAUUUUUCCAUGUUGUCUAUAUGUUAUUUCCUUGGAAUCAGUUUGUCCUAUUUGUCUGACUUCAUACCCUAUCUCUGUGUUACUGGACAACUUAACUUUUCUGUGCCUGUUUCUUCAUCUGUAAAAUGGGGAAUAAAAACAAAACAAAACAAAAAACUACCUCCUAAGGUCCUUGUGACCAUUGAGGGAAAGAAUAUACAUAAAGCAAGUGCUCUUUAAAUGUCAGAUGUUAUGAUCCCGAAGGAAAAGAAUCUGUAAACCAAGCCAAUCAUUUCAGCCCCAGGACAGAAAUAUGACUCCGAAAACAAAGAACUAAUAGAAACUGGAAAGGGUGGGUUGGGUUUCUACUGAAUGUCUAUCUGGGUGUGUCUGUCUACCUACCUGCCGACUCUAUUUAAAACAAGUGCUGUAAAGAGAUUUUCCAAAUCUUAAAUGACUUUGAAUGGGCCCCAGAACUUAGGGUUUAAGUUAAAUUCAUGAUCUCACACUGUUAAAAACAACUGAUGAGCGUCUUCUAAAUUUCCCAGUUUAUACAGUACAAUGGUGUUCAUGAUGGGUCAAGGAUUUGCUUCUCUGUCAUGUCCUCAAUUGACUGCCCUUUGUAUUUCCAAGCUGGGUCCCCAGCCAUCCUGUUACCUUGUUAAAAUGCAUUUUCCAUUACUUGGUUUGGAGGGGACUCAUAUCUGCUCCCCCAUGCUCCUGUGUAGCUCCUUAAGUGUUAUGUUAAUCUAUUUUGCAAAAUGUGCGUGUGUGUGUGUUGUCUUUGAUAAGGUCAGAAUUUUUAUAAGCUGUUGGAUUUAAUAAAACAUGAAGAAAACCUAUAAA